This is a messenger RNA of Darwinula stevensoni, 1287 nucleotides long. The record is from the annotation of a GenBank genome assembly. NCBI's taxonomy places the organism in Eukaryota, Metazoa, Arthropoda, Ostracoda, Podocopida, Darwinulidae.
CUCAUCUAAUAGUACAUGCAUUGUUUCUUCCACACAUGGAUUUCACACAUGACCAGAUGCACCCAGACAGCCUUCUUGUCAAGAGGCUUGUUUGAUCAUGGGUUCAAUGCAAUGUAUAAGUAACAGGGUAUGCCUAAUAUUUCAGGGAGUGUGACCUCUGACAAGGUUCAAUGCUUAGUUGGGUCUCAUUUUACAAGGGUGUUAAAGUUAGCAGUGCUGCAUGAUGAGUGGUGGGGUUUCAAAGGAAGAGAUCAGCCCUGAUCGGGAGGUCCAAGAAGUUCUGAAGAAUGAGCUGGAGAAGCAGGCAGCUGCUGAGGCACGUCCACUUGGGAAGCCCCAUGUCCCUGUUGCCAACUAUUCACUUGAACCCAUUCUUCCUAGUGCAACGAAGGCCAUUGGUCUUCCCACUGACCGUCCCCACACUUCGGGAUUCCAAUGGAGUCCCCGGUUGGGAGAUGGAUCCCGUAGUGCCUUCUCUCCCUAUCGGCCCAGCACGUUGUUGACCAACAUGUCCAGAGGGAAUGUACGUGCUGAAUGUCCUCACAUAAAUCCAAAUGACUUCAGCCUAUAUCAAAGAGCCGCUCAAGGUGAACUUUCCUUGGACACUAUUCCUGAGAUGAUAGAUGCCACUGAUGGGGGAGGGCUGACUCUGUUGAUGUGGGCCAGUGCAUAUGGGCAACUGUUGACAGUCCAGAUGCUCUUAAAGAAAGGAGCAGAUGUAUGCAAGCAGGGGAAGAAUGGGGAGACAGCCCUGAUGCUUGCAUGCAGUGGGGGUCAUGUUGAUGUCACUCGAGUCCUUCUCACCUCUGGUGCUUCCCACAAUGUGGCAGACACUCAUGGGAACACAGCUCUGAUGUAUGCAGCCCAUGCAGAUUCUCCCCAUUGUGUAAGCAUGCUCCUGAAGGCUGGAGCUAACAUAAUGGACACAAAUUUGAAAGGAGAUUCAGCAUAUGGCAUUGCUGUCAAGCGACGCUCUUCCCUUGCACAAACUGUGAUGGAGCAAUAUCUACUGUCCAUGUUGGCGGGAGCAUAGGAACUGAUGCCCUAGGUGAUGGUGUAACCCCUGUGAUAAGGUGAAGCAUGGAUCCUUGGAUUGAAAGUGGAAACUCUGUUUUAGAGAGGCACUGAAAUUGAACAAUAUGCCAUGGCUUUCACCCUGUGAUAGCAUGUGAAUUUUGAAUCCAAUCGCCCGGCUCAAGUCUGAAUUGUAUCCAUGUGGAUCUUGUCCAUAUUCCAUGGUUUUUUUUUUCAUUUUUUUAUGUCUUAAUAAAUUAUGGUCGUACAGGA